GAGAGAGAGAGAGAGAGAGAAAGAAAGCCAAUAAUCAUCAUCAUCAUGAAACAACACUCUCUGCAUCAUGCACUCCCAAAAAGCGUAACCAACCAUCAAAACCUUCACCACCUUAAAUCCUCCACUCCACAUUCCCCGCUCAUCCCCCACUCUACCGCCACACACCCCAAACCAUGACCCUUUUCCCUUCCUUCCUCCUCGCCGUAGCCCUCCUCACCACCACCACCGCCGACCCAUCUCCCUCCCUCCAGCUCCUAUCCCUUCUCGCCCUGAAAUCAUCUCUCUCGGAUCCCCUGAAUUCCUUCCAGACCUGGAACGUGACGACGGCGGCGUCUCCUGUGAACGAUUCUUCCCGGCCCGUCGAGUGCUCGUGGCCCGGCGUCGGCUGCAAUCUCCUCGGUAACCGUGUUACCAGCCUCGACCUGUCGGGCCGCCACCUCUCCGGCAGUAUUCCGGCGGAUGUGAAGUAUCUGACCCACUUGACGUCUCUGAAUCUGAGCUGGAAUUCGUUCGAUGGCCCGCUCCCCGGCGCCGUUUUCGAGCUCACGAGCCUCAGAACGCUCGACAUUAACCACAACCAAUUCAACUCGAGCUUCCCGGCCGGAAUCUCGAAGCUCGAGUCCCUCGAGUUUUUUAACGCUUUCAGCAACAAUUUCUCGGGCCCAUUGCCGGAGGAGGUCGUUCUCCUCGAAAACCUAGAGUAUCUCAAUUUGGGCGGCAGUUACUUCGAGGGAGAAAUCCCUUCGAGCUACGGGAAAUUCGCGAAGCUGAGGUCUCUGUAUCUGAAUGGGAACUCGCUGGUGGGCCGGAUUCCGUCCGAGCUGGGUUCCUUGCGCCGGCUCGAGCACGUGGAAUUGGGGUACAAUUUGUAUUCCGGUGAAAUUCCCCUACAACUCUUCAAUUUAUCGAAGUUAAGUUAUCUGGAUUUAUCGGGGGCCAAUUUAUCCGGUCAUCUUCCCAAUGAGAUCGGCAGUGUCGAGAGCCUGCAAUUCCUGUUGUUGUUCAAUAAUAAACUAUCGGGCCCAAUUCCAGCGAGCUGGGCCCGAAUGGUCUCGUUGCAGGUUCUCGAUUUGUCGAACAAUAAUCUCUCAGGUCAAAUUCCAACCGGAUUUUCAGAUUUAAAGGAGCUCACCACGCUGUCCCUGAUGAACAACGAGCUGACAGGGGAAAUUCCAGAAGGAAUUGGCCAGCUCCCAAAUUUAGAAAUACUCUCCCUCUGGAACAAUUCACUUUCUGGUAUUUUACCUCAGAGUUUAGGCUCCAAUGCCAGGCUACAAAAGCUCGACGUGUCCACGAAUUCUCUCUCCGGCCCCAUCCCACCCGAUCUCUGCCUCAGCAACAACCUCGUCAAGCUCGUUCUCUUUUCCAAUCAAUUUUCCGGCCAAAUCCCACCUUCAUUAGCCAACUGCACAGCCCUUUCCCGAGUGAGGAUCCAAAAUAACCAACUCAACGGGUCAAUACCGUCCGGGUUUGGAUCCUUGCCCAACCUCACCUACUUCGAGCUGAGCAAGAACAGACUAUCCGGCUCAAUUCCGAACGACAUCGUGAAUGCCGAGAGGCUACAGUUCCUCAACAUUUCUGAAAACACAUUCGAUUCAAAACUGCCGGAGAACAUAUGGAAAGCCCCAGGCCUACAAAUUUUCUCGGCAAGCUCGGCCAACCUCACUGGAAAAAUUCCGGAUUUCAUCGUGUGCCGAAAUUUCUACAAGAUCGAGCUCGACGGGAACAAUCUCACCGGCGGCAUCCCGUGGGACAUUGGCCACUGCGUAAAGCUAAUCGCCCUAAACCUUCGCCGGAACUCACUCACCGGAAUCAUCCCGUGGGAAAUAUCCACAUUGCCCUCAAUCACAGACGUCGACCUCUCCCACAACUACCUAACCGGAACCAUCCCCUCAAGCUUCGCCAACACCACAACCCUCGAGAACUUCAACGUGUCUUACAAUCAGCUGACGGGCCCCAUCCCAUCCUCAGGCCAGCCAUUCGCAGGCCUCCACCCAUCCUCGUUCGCCGGCAACCAAGGCCUCUGUGGCUCAUCCAUAAACAUACCCUGCAGAACCGGGCUUUCCGGCGGGCCCUCGGCUGAGGCCACGAAUGUCCACCGCAGGCCCAAGAAGACUGCCGGUGCCAUUGUCUGGAUUGUGGCAGCCGCUUUCGGAGUCGGGCUUUUUGUCCUGAUUGCCGGCGGGCGAUGCUUCCGGGCAAAGUACGGGCCGAAGCUUCCGGGCUCGGGCCGCCGGGAAGUUGGGCCUUGGCGGCUGACCGCCUUCCAGCGGCUCAACUUCACGGCAGACGAUAUCUUGAACUGCCUCGACUCGAGUGACAAGGUUCUCGGGAUGGGGUCCACUGGCACGGUUUACAAGGCCGAGAUGCCAGGUGGCGAGAUCAUAGCCGUGAAGAGGCUGUGGGCGAAGAACAAGGAGAAUAUCCGGAGGCGGAGGAGUGGGGUUUUGGCCGAAGUCGAUGUUUUGGGGAAUGUGAGGCACCGGAAUAUCGUGAGGCUUUUGGGUUGUUGCAGUAAUAAUCAGUGCACGAUGUUGCUGUACGAAUACAUGCCGAACGGGAGUUUGGACGAUCUUUUGCACGGGAAGAACAAAGCGGAGAAUUUGGUGGCGGAUUGGGUGACGAGGUACAAGAUAGCGUUAGGGGUCGCGCAGGGGAUAUGCUAUCUUCACCAUGACUGUGACCCGGUGAUCGUGCACCGUGACUUAAAGCCGAGUAACAUACUCUUGGAUGCUGAGAUGGAGGCCCGCGUGGCUGAUUUUGGAGUCGCCAAGUUGAUCGAGAGCGACGAGUCCAUGUCUGUGAUCGCAGGGUCGUACGGGUACAUUGCACCAGAUUGUUUGGGAUUAGUUGUUGAAAAUUUGAGUUAUGGGAAUGCAACUGGAAUUGCAUUUUUUGAGGCCGCCCCACAAUUUGGUGUGGUAAUAAGAGUAAACAAGACUCGUGAAUACGCUUAUACUUUACAAGUCGACGAGAAGAGCGACAUCUACAGCUACGGAGUCGUGCUGAUGGAGAUUCUCACGGGAAAAAGAUCGGUGGAUGCAGAAUUCGGGGAUGGAAAUAGUAUAGUGGAUUGGGUGAAGUCGAAGAUGAAAGUGAAAAGUGAUUUGAUUGAUGUGUUGGAUAAGAAUGCAGGUGCAUCUUGUGCUCCAGUGAGGGAGGAGAUGAUGCUCCUCCUCAGGGUCGCGUUGUUGUGCACGAGCCGUAAUCCGGCCGAACGCCCCUCAAUGAGAGAUGUUGUGUCGAUGUUGCAAGAGGCCAAGCCCAAGCGAAAGUUGGCCGGAGGUGAUGGAGGAUUAAUGGGUUGUGAUUAUGAUGACGUGAUUGGGGAUAGAGAUUAUCAAGAUGUUAAAAAAUCGACCGUUGAAUGUUGAUAUAUAUUUGGAUUUUUUUUUUUUCGGGUUUUAUUCUUUUUCUUUUUUCUUUUACAUUUUCUUUUUGGGUGUGUUUUGGAAUUAAGAUUGUGGUUAUUGGUAUAGAAGAAGUUGUUUUUAUGUAUCUAGUUUGAUUUAUGAGCUAUUCAAGCGUAGGCAUUGACAUUGACAAUGGGUUGAUAAAGUACUAGGAUUUGUUAUUCAUGAUUAGAGCUGUUACGCUCGUGAGUUCAGUUCGAUUCGACUUGGUUCAAUUCGUCGAGGUUCGAGUUUUGUUCUGCUCAUUUGAUGAAUGAGCCGAACUCGAACUCACUUAAAACUUCUUUCGUUAACGAGUCGAACUCGACUUGGCUCGUUAAGGUUUAAAAAAUGUUUUCUAUAUAUUUUUUAUAGUUUGGCUUGUUAAAGUAGAGGUCAACUCGUUAAAGCCCGAACUCGG
This is a messenger RNA of Striga asiatica, 3813 nucleotides long. Lineage: Eukaryota; Viridiplantae; Streptophyta; Magnoliopsida; Lamiales; Orobanchaceae. The record is from the annotation of a GenBank genome assembly.